Messenger RNA from Perca flavescens (yellow perch), 1698 nucleotides. RefSeq names its product chemokine (C-X-C motif) receptor 5 (gene cxcr5). Lineage: Eukaryota; Metazoa; Chordata; Actinopteri; Perciformes; Percidae. Gene Ontology annotation, cellular component: external side of plasma membrane; membrane. Gene Ontology annotation, molecular function: C-C chemokine receptor activity; C-C chemokine binding. The transcript is spliced from 3 exons. The record is from RefSeq and is a predicted model, not a curated record. Bases 397 to 1482 code for a protein of 361 amino acids. Gene Ontology annotation, biological process: calcium-mediated signaling; immune response; G protein-coupled receptor signaling pathway.
CAAAAUACUACGUAUCCCCGAUGCAUUCUGAUUACGUCGCCGCGGAGUAUUCCUUUUUUCUCCUACUUCCACUUUUACUUGAGUACAUAUUUUCUAUGAGUUUAAUACUUUUACUCCGAUAUUUUUGAUGUGCUGCAUCGUUAACUCCUUACCGUUGUGAAUGCCUCACGCUACGGAGACUGUCUACGCUAGUUACGUACGAUACUUACGUACGUUAUUAUUCUUUUCAUUACGGUUGCCCGUUCAGAAGUUCGAGACAAUGCAACUUCAACGCACCCCCAACGCAGAAAUCAGCAAAGGAAGUAUAGAAGAACCAGCACUAAGAGGAAGUAGGCUACACACACAAUUCACUACGGCAGUGUAAGAUAUACAUUCAAGUGACCAAGAUUCACCCUCAUGGCCUUUGAAGUUACCCUUCCACAGGGGGAAGACACAGAUUAUAAUGUGUCAUACGACAUUGAUGAAUUUGACACGGUCUGUGAAGAUGAGGGGAUCGGCCUGCAGACCUUUAACGCAGUGUUCCGACCCUUGCUGUACAGCUUGAUCUUUCUGCUGGGCGUGGCGGGGAACGGCCUGAUGAUAACCGUCCUCCUGAGACGUUGGCGCCUCCUGCGCAUCACUGAAAUCUACCUGCUGCACCUCGCCCUGGCCGACCUCAUGCUCCUCUUCACGUUUCCCUUCGACAUAGUCGACAGUGCCACUGGCUGGCUGAUGGGCGAGUUCCUCUGCAGGCUGAUAGGCCUGAUGAAAAACCUGAACUUCCGCUGUGGGAGUUUCCUCCUAGCUUGCAUUGGGUUCGACAGGUAUUUGGCCAUUGUUCACGCUAUUCCAAGCAUGCAAAGUCGACGUCCCAGGACAGUGCACCUCACAUGCGUUACAUUAUGGCUGGUCUGUUUGGGUCUAUCAGUACCCAACGCUGUGUUUCUUUCUGUGAGGAAAGAAGCCACAAAUUCAUCUAGGCUCUCCUGUUCCACUCAUCUUUAUAAAAUCUACGCCAACAACUGGGUUUUGACCAAUCGAGUCUUCGAUCAUUUGUGUUUUUUCCUUCCCCUGGCUGUCAUGUGCUACUGUUACACAGCGGUGGUCGUGACUCUGUGCAACAGUCAGAAGAGCCAGUCAAAGCACGGAGCAAUUCGACUGGCUCUGCUCGUCACUCUCGUCUUUUUCUUCUGCUGGCUACCCUAUAACAUCAACUUAAUAAUCGAAACCAUGGUGGACCUGCAGACCAUCAGAUAUACAUCCUGUAGCUCGUAUUUCCUACUGCGACCAGCCCUCGACGUGACCAAAAGCCUGGGUCUCUCGCACUGUUGCCUGAACCCGUUCUUGUACGCCUUCGUCGGGGUGCGGUUUCGCAAUGAGCUAAUAAAGUUACUUUGCAAGUUGGGCUGCAGCCGCGUCUGCCUGCCUUUCAUCAGAGCUCAGAGUCACAGUCAGGCAUCGGUCUCUGACGGAGCAACCACCACCAGCAUCAUCCACAUCUGACGAACUCCUAUACGACUGGCAGCUGUAACUAAAAUGCCUGCGUACAACAGUAUUUCAUUUGUAAUGAUGAAACCGGUUAUGUUAUCCGAUAGUACCAAUUGCUACUUUGAUUGCAUUUAAAAGAUGUUUUAUUACAUUUUGUAUAUUGUUGGCUGGAAUCUGUUUUUGCUUGUACUUCAGCUACUGCUUAUUGGAUUUAAUAAAGUUUUCAUAUAC